This is a messenger RNA of Microstroma glucosiphilum, 1197 nucleotides long. RefSeq lists its product as hypothetical. Gene Ontology annotation, cellular component: eukaryotic translation initiation factor 2 complex. Gene Ontology annotation, molecular function: mRNA binding; translation initiation factor activity; translation initiation factor binding. The transcript is spliced from 3 exons. The record is from RefSeq and is a predicted model, not a curated record. The coding region runs from base 102 to 1166 and encodes 354 amino acids. NCBI's taxonomy places the organism in Eukaryota, Fungi, Basidiomycota, Exobasidiomycetes, Microstromatales, Microstromataceae. Gene Ontology annotation, biological process: formation of cytoplasmic translation initiation complex; translational initiation; formation of translation preinitiation complex.
GACUGCCAGCACCAUCGUACUACAGUGCAGCAGCAUCAUACAGCAUAUACAACACCCUAUACUCCAUUCUUGCUCCCGAAGCACACGACCUCGCGCCCACCAUGUCAGCCGAAAAUCCUGAAGAGCCCCUCUUCGACCCUUCGCUCAAGAAGAAGAAGAAGUCGAAGAAGACAGUCGACUUCUCUGGCCUCGACGAUGAGGAGACCAUCCCUGCCACAAAUGGGGAUGCUGAAGCAGCAGCAGCCGAUGUCGCGGCAGGAGAGGCUGAGGCAGCUCCCGAGGCAGCAGGCGAGGAAGACAUGUUCGGCGGGCUAAAGAAGAAGAAGAAGUCCAAGAAGGCCAUCCCGAUGGAUCUUGACUUGGAGGAGGCAUCAGCAUCCACAGCAGCCGCCAAUGCUGAGCCAGCAUCAGAGGCUGGAGCCGCCGCCGCUGAGAACACAGAAGACGGGGACCUCGACUUCGGAGAGAUGAAGAAGAAAAAGAAGAAGUCGAAGAAGGCAGCUUUCGAUAUGGAGGCAUUCGAGAAGGAGCUCGGAGAGGGCGAGGGAGAGGGAAGUGGAGCAGCUGCGACUGGUGGUGAGGGUGACGAUGAUGCGGAUUUGGGAGACGACCCUUUCAAGGCCGACGAUGGAGACGACCAGGCUGGAGGUAGCAGUGAGCAAGUCGAGACUUGGCAUGGCACGGACAGAGAUUACACAUAUCAGGAGCUCCUCGGACGCUUCUUUGGCACCCUGAGAGCUCAAAAUCCCGCCCUGUCUGGUGACAAGAAGAAGUACACCAUUGUCCCUCCCCAGGUGGCGCGAGAUGGAUCGAAGAAAACCUCGUUCGCCAACGUCAUCGACAUCUGCAAGAGGAUGCACAGACAGCCAGACCACGUCAUUCAAUAUCUCUUUGCCGAGCUGGGUACAGUCGGCUCAGUCGACGGUAGUCAAAGGCUAAUCAUCAAGGGUCGAUUCCAGCCUAAGCAGAUCGAGAAUGUGCUGAGGAGGUACAUUGUGGAGUACGUGACGUGCAAGACCUGCAAGUCGCCCAACACACUACUGCUCAAGGAGAACCGUAUCUACUUUAUGAAGUGCUCGUCUUGCGGAUCGCAGAGGUCAGUGUCGGCCAUCAAGACUGGUUUCCAGGCACAGACGGGCAAGAGGUCGAAGAUGAGGACAGCUUAGAGGACUUGAUGAGAGAGCUGCUAGCGACGGG